This is a messenger RNA of Acaulospora colombiana, 3225 nucleotides long. The record is from the annotation of a GenBank genome assembly. NCBI's taxonomy places the organism in Eukaryota, Fungi, Glomeromycota, Glomeromycetes, Diversisporales, Acaulosporaceae.
AUGGUUGAAGGGCAAGUACAACCACCACAAUCAUUGCAUGGGGAAGCAAGUGAGGCCACUUUCACAGAAUUUGGUAAUGGUCAAGUUGAACAAAAGGCAGUUUUAGUCGAGGAGAAAAAGUCGCCUUUAAAACUUGAAGAGACAAAAUUAACCCUGGAAAGACCGGACGAACAAAAGUACAUAGAUAAGGCACUUGUUGAUUCCCGUACAGCUGAAAAUAGCCGAGAAUCUGUGAAUGAUGUGCCUAUUAAUUUAAUUAAUGAUUCAAACAAUAUUUCGAGUAACCCGACUGAUAUAUUGGACCUUCAGGCUGCCUCUAUCAACUCGAAAUCACGAACUGAGCUCAUGAACCAACUUGCUUUGCGUGCAAAUAAGGAAGAAAACGAAAAUCGAAAGCGUACUAGUGAUCAUGUUCAGAAGAAAAGCGAAUCGCUUGGAAGAAAACUUGUAAAACGUUCGAGUAUGGAUAAAAAGUCGUCAAGGGAAAUCUCUCAAGGUGGAAGUGAUGUCAAUGAUGAGUGCGUGGCCGAGUCGAGCGCUCAUUCCAGACCGAAGACAGAUAAGCCAAGUGAAGAAGAGAUAAAAAAGAUAUACAAUGAUCUAUGGGCUGGAGUUGGUCUUUCUUAUGAUAGGUCUACAUUAAUUCUAAACUAUAGUCAUAUAAAGGAUAUCGAGAACAAAAAAAUCGAAAAGUUGCGAAAAGAAAGAGAUAAUUUAAGAAAGAAGUGGGAGGAGAACCAAAGGGUAAAUAAUAAUGAAGAAAAACCAAAAAAAGAUAGGUAUAGUCGGAAUCAGAAUUCCUCAAGAAAAAGUGGGCGACUGUCGAAGAAUGACCAUGUAAAUAGUGAAAGGUUUUCGAAGAAUGACUAUGUAAAUAGCGAAGCGGCUGUUGAGGAAAUUGCUAAGCAGAUUGAGAAAUUACACGAACAGCAACGCCGAGCUGCCGAGAUACCACCAAUGAUAAUAGGAGAGAAAAAUAGGAAUUAUGCAAAAUUCAUUGAUAAUAAUUAUCUUGUUAGAGAUCCGAUAGUUUUUUAUGGAUUCAACAAGGAUCUGGGAAAAGAAUGGACCGAAGAGGAGCACUCUAUUUUCAUGAAAUAUUUCAAACUUAAUCCAAAAAGGUUUGAGGAAAUAGCGAGACACCUGGAGAAAAAGAAAAGGAUUGAUUGCCAUAAUUAUUAUUAUUAUUUGAAGAGUAAAAAGGUCGAGAUUUAUAAAGAGCUAAAAAAAGCGUCAUCUUCAAAUAAAGGCGGCGGAAAAUCCAAGGAAGACUGUGGUGGAAAAAUCGGAAAAUCGGUUAAUCGUAAUAUUUUGGCAACGACGAACCCUGCCAAGGGCACAACAAGGAAAACCAGAUCGAAGUCAAUAGUAUCAGGUGUUCAACAAAAAACGGUUGAUAUUGUCGAUUUUUUACCUGAACAUCAAACAUCUGAAGAAAGUUCACACGUGAAGGUUGCAACCUCGACUGCUUCGUUGGUCGAUACCCGCCAAAACGAGGAUAUCUCGGAGAUUCGGAAAAAUAAAGACUUGUCAUGCACUAAUGGAGUUGUUAAAACUGAAGCGGAGGAUUUUGUGACUUCACCGCAAACGGCUUCUCCGCAAGUAUCCAUCGAAUCGUCUCCCACAAAUUUAAAAGAGGUUAUAAUACCGGGAUCUUCGUCUAUGCAAGCUUUUCAGGAGUCUGCCCUUAGAACUACAAACGAUGUCGAUGAAGCCGCUCACGCGCUUACAUUGUUAUCGCGUCAACAUAUAACGGAGGGUGAUGUUCCGUGCACCUCACAAAAAGAGAAACCAAUAAUAAAAGGGAAAAGCAGGACGAAACAGUGCGAAUCUUCAACGAGGAUCGAACGACCAUCACGAAAUUCAAUGCAUUCGACAGAUGAUCUUAAUAUUCCGAGGAGAAAAGGGACUUCGUCAUAUUGGAAUAAGUCCGAUGUUGAAAAAUUCAAUAACUCUUUUACGCAAUAUGGUACAGAUUUUAAAAAAAUCUCGGAGAUUCUUGAAACAAAAUCCGAAAUUCAAGUAAAAAAUUAUUAUGAGAAGCAAAUGUCGUCAGGAACACUUCAAAAGACCGUCGAAUCUCGGACCGAAAAUCAAGUACACGUAGAUCCAUCUCCAGUGCCGGUCGCUCAACCUGCUGUUAAACCUAUUGGUCAAUCUUCGGACAUCAAGUUAGAAUCUCCAACGUUUCUCGGUCAAAAUCUUAGCACCGGAGUUUAUGGUAGCGGUCGUCUUAGCGAUACACCAGUACCGAUUGAUCCGCCGAAGCCAUCUUACACUCGACCAAGUUCUUCGAUAUCGCAUCUUCUAAACCCGCCGACAGAUGAAAAUGUCUCCAAUUUUCAAAACUGGUUCAAUGACUCCAACUGCGUGGACCAACCUCAAGAAAAUCCAAUGGUUAUUGAUUUAGAAGCGGAAGAUGAACCGGAACCAGGACUAUCCGAAUCCAAAUCAGCGGCUAAGCCUCGCCCAUCACCCAUUCAAUUUAAUCCUGCCGGUCAUUCCCAAAGGCAACAAACCAUUUCGAACACUCCAGGGCACCAACAGCAGCAAAAUAUGCCUAGAACAAAUAUUGCCUCCCAACUCCACCCCACGCAGAGUUGGCAAAACACGCAACAAGCACAGAUGAAUGCAUUUUUGCUGCAACCAAUGAGUAUGCAAGCGGGUUCACUUCCGCAGGUUCCUCAACAAAGGCUGUGCUACACGACGAAUCCUCAACAACCAUCGCAUCAAAGUCAACAACACGUUAUUCCACAACCACAGGCACCAAAUAGCAUGCUGCAAAACACAUCAACAUCGAUGCUGUACCCUGCGAAUCCACAAAUAUAUUCUGCCGUGCAACACGAGUAUAACCCGCCAAGAUUUGGUUUACUUGUUGCCACAGAUUCUCAGGCGAAUGUCAAUGGCCAGCAGGCUGGUGGUUCUAGUCAUCAUUCAAAUCCUCACGGUGAUUCGAACGCAGUGAAAACGAUGCCUCAAAUUCCACAAUAUCCUCAACGUAGAAAUUUGACAAAUAUGGAGACACCGAGGGGCACAUAUUCGACGAUGCAAACCUCUCCCACAAGCUUUCAUCCAAGACCGUUUGAAAACUAUGGUAAUGCGCCGGCUAUUAUUGCGCCGACGACUCCGCCCGAAAACACACAAGCCCGCUCGUCCAACUAUAGAGUCCGUUCGUCAGAUCAACAUCAGGUGGAUCGUAAUCAAAAUUCUGGAUCCCCGGCUUAA